This is a messenger RNA of Pristis pectinata (smalltooth sawfish), 2151 nucleotides long. RefSeq names its product nuclear factor 7, brain-like. Lineage: Eukaryota; Metazoa; Chordata; Chondrichthyes; Rhinopristiformes; Pristidae. The record is from RefSeq and is a predicted model, not a curated record. Bases 1 to 1587 code for a protein of 528 amino acids. Gene Ontology annotation, molecular function: protein binding; zinc ion binding. The transcript is spliced from 7 exons.
AUGGAUAUAGCGCAGGGUGGGCAGGAGGUCGAGGACGAGGGUGCAAGACCACGCCAGGCGCUGUUGGGCAUGGCAUCCAAGGAACAGGCGGAGAGUUUGGCCGAAUAUUUGAACUGUCCCAUCUGCAUCGAGCUCUUCGACCAGCCGGUCAUUCUAGACUGCGGCCACAACUUCUGCCAAGCCUGCAUUCAGCUGUACUGGGAGGGCGGCGAGAGGAACUCCUGCCCCCAGUGCGGGAAGGUCUUCAGUGAGAGCAGCCUGCGGGCCAACCGGGCGCUCGGACAUCUGGCGGACACUGCGCGUAAUCUCAACCUGUCUCGGACAAGGAAGGAGCGCUCGCCGGCUCCAUCGCUGUGUGGGCAGCCAAGGGAAGUGGGGCCCAAGCUGUACUGCAGGGAGCACCAGGAGGAGCUAAAACUCUUCUGCGAGACGGACAGGGAGCUAAUCUGUGUGAUGUGUUUGGACGGCAGAGCAGGCGGCAGUCACAAGCAACACGACUUCAUGCUGAUCCACGAAGCGGUCGAGAAAUACAAGGAUAAACUGAAGUCUUCCUUGGACAUGUUGAGGCAGAAGAUGACGGUCCUGGAAACCAAACUGAAGGAGAAGGAGAGUUUUACCGAAAUCGGGGAAAAGGCCACCAGUCUGCAGUGCCUCAUUUCCUCCGAGUUCGCCAAAAUGCACCAGUUCCUGGACAGAAAGGAGCAGGGUUUAAUUCGGGAGCUGAAGGACCACGAGGAGAACAUUUCCGAGACGAUAGAGAAGAACUUUGAGGAGAUUCAGGAGAGCCUGGAUUCUGUUCAACAAAAGCUGUCAAGGCUACAUUCGAAAAUGGACCAGAGGGAGAUACUCAUCUUCCUGGAGGAAGAAGCUUGUCAAAAAAAGAGUGAAGACAAUUAUCAGAUAAUAACCGGUGAAAAUCUGCCUCUGGGAGUAUUCAAGGGACCUUUACAGUACACCGUUUGGAAGCAAAUGAUAGACGCCAUUAGGCCCGCUCCAUCCUGUCUGACCCUGGAUCCUCAGACUGCACAUUCCUGGCUCAUCCUGUCCGAUGAUCUGACCAGCGUUCGAUACGGAGACAAGGCUCAGCUGCUUCCAGAAACCACAGAGAGGUUUUACCCGUGCGUCUGCGUCCUCGCGUCCGAGGGCUUCACCUCGGGGAAGCACUACUGGGAGGUCGAGGUGGGAGACAGUACCGAGUGGGAUCUCGGAGUGGUGGCGGAGUCCAUCAACAGGAAAGGAGACAUCACGGCCAUGCCAGAGGCCGGAUACUGGAUCAUGUGGCUGAGAGGGAGCGAAUAUAAGGCUGGCACCCUGCCCCGCACUCGCCUGGAUGUCAGCGUGAUGCCCAGGAGGAUCGGGGUGUACCUGGACUACGAGGAAGGUCAGGUGUCCUUUUACAAUGCCGACAACAUGUCCCAUCUCCACACGUUCAUCGACAUCUUCACCGAGAAACUCUACCCUUUCUUCAGCCCCUGCCUGAAUGGAGGCGGGAAAGCCACGGAACCCCUCAGGAUCUGUUCUGCUAAAGACUUUUACAGCCCGGCGUUCAACAAGCAGGGGGUGUCGUGGAAGAAGAGAGUGGCCUAGGUUUACAAUCCUGCGAGAUCGGCCAAUCAGUUCUUCUUUAUCUCGUCUCAAACAUUGCUUCCAGUUUGACAGGUUUAAAGCUUUCUACGUCGACUAUUUAACACGCGGAGUUAAGCCUUGUCUUCCCAUCAAGAAACACUCCGCUCGGUGGACAGACUGCUGACAGGAACCUGAAGUCCAACACGUUAAUUCAUUGCAUUGUCACUUUCAGACCCAAUUAAAAUCCCUGAGUCAGGACAGUAUUGGACGGUCCUUCCGGGGAAGUGAAACUGACGAAGUGAUUGGAUCUGAUGGUCAGCUCGAAGUUGUGGAAUUAGUGGCCUUAGGUGUCACUAUAAUCUUUCCUUGUGUGCUCCAACUAGUAACCUUUCGGUUUUUGCAAAGGGAGCUUGAAAUACAUUGUUGCAACAGCAUACACAAUUCUUUCUCCCGAGAUGUGCCUAGGGUUUUGUAACAUUACUGAAAAUUAGACAAAAAAUUGAUGCACAAUGGCUGACCAAUUAGUCAGGUCUAGUGCGUCAUGUGAUUCAAUUCAGAAAUGAUGAUAAAUAUGGUUAAAUAAAG